CGCCAAGCCAGCUCAGGGAAACCGCAGCUUUUGCUCCGAGGAGGUCGCCGGACCGCAGGCCGACCCCGGCGUGCCGGCAGCAGCGAAGAGGCGGGGAAGCACCGGCCCCACCAGCCAAGGCCCUCCCCGCGGACCUCCGAGGGGCGGGGCUUCAGGUCGUACCAUCUUACACCGUGGAGUGGGGGGAAGCAUGGCCUUUCUUUUGGCCACACGCACAGAAGCGGGCAGGUGGUCGCUGCGGUUCUUCUGACUCCCUGAAUAAGGUCCCUCAUGUGCCUCUUUCUCGGGUCCCCUGGGCCCCCAAAGGGGGCGGGCUGGCGCAGGCAGCGGAGACGGCGCGCUGCGCGUCCCCCCCCCCCGGUGUGGGAGCGGCGGGCGCAGGGGGCGGAGCCCGUGGAGGACGGCGGUGUCCUUGCGGCGCCGCCGGGGACGCGGGUCAGUGUACGCCGGUGGGUCGGCGCGGUGACUCGAAUUCAGGAAAGCGACUAGCGGCAUCGCUCACUAUGUUGUCCCGGGCAGCGCUCAGCUCGAGCAGGACGCUGGUGCCGGCGCUGGGGGCUCUGGGUUCCAGGCAGAAGCACAGCCUCCCCGACUUGCCGUAUGAUUAUGGCGCCCUGGAGCCUCACAUCAAUGCCCAGAUAAUGCAGCUGCACCACAGCAAGCACCACGCGACCUACGUGAACAACCUGAACGUCCUCGAGGAGCGGUAUCGAGAGGCGCUGGAGAAGGGUGACGUUACAACUCAGGUAGCUCUUCAGCCUGGGCUGAAGUUCAAUGGUGGAGGCCAUAUCAAUCAUUCCAUCUUCUGGACGAACCUGAGCCCUAAGGGUGGCGGAGAGCCCAAAGGGGAAUUGCUGGAAGCCAUCAAACGUGAUUUUGGUUCCUUCGACAAAUUUAAAGAGAAGUUGACCACUGUAUCUGUUGGCGUCCAAGGCUCAGGUUGGGGUUGGCUUGGUUUCAAUAAGGAACAGGGACGCUUGCAGAUUGCUGCUUGUUUUAACCAGGAUCCCCUGGAAGGAACAACAGGUCUUAUUCCACUGCUGGGGAUUGAUGUGUGGGAGCAUGCUUAUUACCUUCAGUAUAAAAAUGUCAGACCGGAUUAUCUAAAAGCUAUUUGGAAUGUAAUCAACUGGGAGAACGUAACUGAGAGAUACAUGGCUUGCAAAAAGUAAAACAUCAUUACACUGAGCAGAACAAGCUUUUUACGACUAUUUUCAUAGCAGUGCAGAGUACCGUAGUAUACCAGUAAGCUGCUCUAUAGUAGCAUUUCUUAAUGUAGGUUCUUCAAGUAUUUGAUAAACACGAUUUAAUGCUAUGAACUUCCUGUUUUCAAAUUUUAUUAUUGGGCAACGGAAAACAGUAAGUGCUUUGUAUGAUUUAGUCUUGAUUGAACAUUUUCUUCAAGAGCUGAAAUAGCUAGGAGGUUAUAAUUGUCGUCAUAAAGCCAUCAAAAAUAUCUCAGCCCUUAGGGCCACUGGAGAAGCCUUUUGACCCUAUUGUAUUGCAGUUGUAGAAAACCUGGUCCUUUGCCCCAGUUGUUCAUAGAAGAUUAAAUUUAUUUCCCAAGGGAAACGUUCAGUGUUUCUAUUGAAAACUGCUCUUUUUGUAAGUAAUCUUCUGUCUACUAGUACUUCCGGUAGAUAUCACCCAUUGGCCUUUAAUUAUUUUUGGUCACAUGUUACACAGGGUUAACACCAUUUUGUCUUUUAAAAAAUAUAACUUGAUUGCUAAUUGAGAAUUGCUUUAUUAUGACAAGGAAAUAGUCGUGCAUUUGAAUUUUUCUGUUGGGAGAAAUAGGAGGACUUGUGUGUGAAAUUUUGUCAUCAGACAGAAAUAUGUGUUGUGUACAUGCUCAAAAUGGGCAGAGUCGGGCCUUGUUGAUAAAAUGAAUGUUGGGAAUGGGGCCACAGAUCAUUCUGGCGGGGCACUUGCCCCCACCUUCCAGUCCUGUUCAUGAGCAUCGCUUGGGGUGGGGGGAACCAGCCUGAAUCAGGUGCUGCCUGCCCACAGAGGCAAAGGAGUCGGUUUCUGGAUGUGGUCAGCAGCGUGUCCCCAUCCAGGAACAUUUCUUUUCGAAGACUUGUUUUUGAGUUACUCUAUCAUUUUUUAUCUUUUCUUUUAAAAAAUGUGCAGUCACUAUAGAAACUUUAUAUUGUUUAGUCCUUUCAGUAAAGGCAAACGAUACCCAUACUCCAGUGACCCAACAUGUCAAAUUAUGUUCCUGGUUAGCUUUUGCAGGUGGGACUGUUUAAAUGUAGCAGGGAUCCUUUCUGUAAUUUGGCUUAACAUUGUCAUGCAUUCCAUGUUUCACUAUUUUCUGUAUUUUUACUGGCUGUAUAAUUUAUCAAUUGGACACUUCCUAAUUUAUUUUACAUUUCCGAUACUGAAUAUUUCAUUGGUUUCUAAUUGUUACUUAUUCAAAUAAUGUUGUGGUGAACAACCCACAUAGGUUUUGCCUUCUAUUGGAAUAUCUUUUCUAUAUAGGUUUUUUCUUAAACCUAUCCAGUAACAGAAUGUUUUCCUAAGUUAGUGUAUUAUUUUUUCCCUCAAAAUUUAUUCUAUUUUUUUUUUUUUUUGGCUUGGAAAAAUGGAGUAACUUAGCAGUUUCAAUAUUGAAGACUGAAGUUAAAAAACUUUUUAAUUUAAGGCACUUUUGUUUUAGAAUUCAAGUAGAAAGUACUUAGGCUUUCUGAAUUGUCAGCAGUGUUGAUGACACUGAUGACAGUGGUAGCUCUUUGUGUGCCUGUGGAUUGAAAACACUUUGGAGACAAAGAUUGCCAUGCUUUCUCCCACAGUAAAGUCACUUUCGUGGAGCACAGAUGGGAGUCAUGUGAUUACUGCUUACAUAUAUACAUAUAUACACAUGCAUGCCCAUAUAGAUAUAUACACACAUAUGUAUGCACACACGUAUAUAUAAACAAGGCAGUGACUCUGUUUAAAUGGACCAUGUAGAAAAGUAGAACUUUUUGAAAGAUGAGCUUUUGACUAUAGUCUGGCAGAUCAUGGUUUGUAUUGAACUAACAAAGAUACGCAGAGACUACUGAUUCAUACAGUGCCUUUUGACUUUUACUAAGCUUUAGCAUUUCAAAAAAAUUCAAUGUUGAAAUUUCUAUGGGGCUCUAUUUUUGCCUCGAUUUUAUGUUGAGGGAGUGAGCGACAGCACACUGUUCUCUAAGGUUUUGGUUUCUCCUCCCCAUCAGAUUUUAAGAGACUAAGGUAGAUUACAGAUAAAGAUUUUAAUCAUCCAGUGGAAAAUGAGACUUUAAGAUUUUGUCUAGCCUGGUUUUUCAUUGUGGAAAUAAAUAAAAAAGGUAAAAGCGGCUGCUUCUGAAAUAAACCCGAGUGUUGUUCAUCCAAGAGGGAUUUUUGUGGCCGAGUCAGCAGUGCCUACUCUAGUUUUAAAUGUGCUUCAAACGCCAUAGCGUGAUUAGUACUGAAGGACAACAGGACACAAGGCAAAUACUGCCUGAGGUAGAAUCUACUGCUUGAACCAUUGUGUAAUAAUUAAACUUUGAUGUUGAGAAAUUACAGUUUUACUGCACACCUCAAAUUCAUGAUCUUAAAAUGAGAUUUGAGUUUCCAGUGAAUACCUUUAAAAAAAGUACCACCGGAACCAUAAAAUUAAGAUGGAUUGGUGUUGUGAGUCCUCUCUCGAACUAAGUCUAAAUACAAAUUCUAUUUCCUGUUUUGAUUUCGGGGGAGCUCCUGUUUGGGAAAGCUAUUAGGUAAAUGUUUUAUAAAUUACUGCUUCUCAUUUUCAGUCAUACCUAAUGAUUUUGGCAAGCUAAUGUCCUGUUUUCUUAGGUACGCAUCAAACCUGGCACACAUCAGAAAUCCUAUAAAGUCCUGGAUAGUUUUCAUUUAAUUAAUCGAUAGAGAAACACUUAUUUUCCUAUUGUAAGUGUGAAGCUUUUUGAUUGUUAAUAAAAGAAUCUACCAACCAUCAAAAAA
This is a messenger RNA of Leopardus geoffroyi (Geoffroy's cat), 3951 nucleotides long. RefSeq names its product superoxide dismutase 2 (gene SOD2). Gene Ontology annotation, biological process: superoxide metabolic process. Gene Ontology annotation, cellular component: mitochondrion. Gene Ontology annotation, molecular function: metal ion binding; superoxide dismutase activity. Bases 504 to 1172 code for a protein of 222 amino acids. The record is from RefSeq and is a predicted model, not a curated record. The transcript is spliced from 5 exons. NCBI's taxonomy places the organism in Eukaryota, Metazoa, Chordata, Mammalia, Carnivora, Felidae.